This is a messenger RNA of Cuscuta epithymum, 1510 nucleotides long. Lineage: Eukaryota; Viridiplantae; Streptophyta; Magnoliopsida; Solanales; Convolvulaceae. The record is from the annotation of a GenBank genome assembly.
CGUAUUGUAUUGAGACUGGAGUUGCUUCAGAACUUAGGCCACAACACAGUGCGCCAUUUUCCAUCAACUCCCAAGACGAGCGAGCCGCAGACAGAUCGGCACCUUCUUCACGAACACCAGGACUCCACCAAGCGAGCAACAACAAUCUAUCGGCGCCCCCUUCCCUGGACCGCAGCGAGCAGCACAACGGAGAAUAAUAGAUUGUAAUGACCGCCCUAUCGCCGACGCUUAGCCGCCUGCCUCCAUGACCGGCUGCCCCUUCUCGGCUUCUCGAUCUCGGUCCAGGCUGAAUACUGCGCUCCAUGCCUUCAGCGAUUCGGCCUUCGUCCAAUCGGCCCGUCUCAGUUCUGGCUUUCAGAGUCCCAAGCUUCACGUUUCAGUCUUUACUCUUCAGCUUCCAGGUAUCCACGGUGCAGUCAAGGUGUUCGGCGAAAGUCUCAAAUUAUAGUACUGUCAUCCUCGAUUAGCAGUUUCAAUUCGACACGAUUUUGCUAGCUUUUGUUCGUUAAAGCAUGAAUGGGGUUCGUAAAAUGGUGCCCUGGUUAUGUAGACAAGUGCACACAAGAUCCUCAGAAGGUCCCAGCGAGACCUUGAAGAAAAAGGUAGCAGAACUUGAAAGGAAGAGGAAAGGCAAGAACUAUAGGAAGAGCCAAACAUUUGUGCAGGUGCGGGAAUCAUUGGCAUGGCUAGACACUCCCACCAUGCCGAUGAUACUCACUGUUGUUGGCACUGCGCUUUUAGCAAAGCUCAUGAUGAUGUAUGAUGACUCGAAGUCUCAGGAGAGGAUUGAGCAGCAGAUUAAUGAUGCACCUGAAGGUCAAGGAACUGUAAGGAUGCUUACCCGUGAGGAAUGGGAUGCCAUCCAAGAAGUGCGGCCAAGGACUCCAUUCGAGUCUAGGUUUGCUCGUCCAAAUGCUCGGAUACGUACCGGUGAACCCUUGCACUUGGAAGAUGUGAAGGACUGGACAAUUGAUGUUUUUGCAAAUGCAUUUACACGAGCUGAAGAUUGUGCUAAACGUGGAUCGAACUGAUUCUAAUAUAAUGGAUAAACCUCAGCCUCAUCUUCGAAGUGUAUAGCCUUUGUUGCUGAUUUUAUUGCAAGAGUUGUUCCAAGAAAUGCUUUGGAUUUUACUUGACUCUUCACAUUAAUACAUCAUCUUGAAAGCAACGUGUUUUGGCAGUUUUGAAAAAUGGAAAUAAUUCACUCAAUAAAAGUACAGAGUAACUCAACUUAAUUUGCUUUAGUAGCAAAAGUAGCUUCAGUUUGAGUUUUUCAGGGAUACAUAUGUACUCCACUGGCUACUACUGGCUAGCGGUUGCUGUGGUUUGGCAUUACCUGUCGUGAUCAGUAUAAAACAUUAUACUGUAGGAAAAAUCUGAUACAAUAAUUCCAAUUAUUGUUUUAUUAAUCCGGUUUAUUGAUUACUUUUGUAAAAGACCAAUGUUGGAGUGGGUUUUAACUUGUUAUAGCUGAUUAUGUUUUUGAUAUAAGAAUUCAGUGUCAUGAUUA